Messenger RNA from Pezoporus flaviventris, 2745 nucleotides. RefSeq names its product chondroitin sulfate proteoglycan 5 (gene CSPG5). The coding region runs from base 231 to 1862 and encodes 543 amino acids. Lineage: Eukaryota; Metazoa; Chordata; Aves; Psittaciformes; Psittacidae. Gene Ontology annotation, biological process: nervous system development. The record is from RefSeq and is a predicted model, not a curated record. The transcript is spliced from 5 exons.
UCCCCCGGGACGCCGGGAAGGUUCCGUUGCCUCGUCCCAGUGCUGCCGGCGGCAUCCCCGGUCCCGCGGGCGGAGCCGGCGGCUCCCGCCCGCCCUCUCCCGCCUCCCCCGGCCCCCCCGGCUCGGCGCGGCGCGGAGCGGCGGGAGGCGCGGAGCGGGGCGCGGGGCGCGGGCGGAGCCGCUGCCGGUGCCGGCCCCGGUGGCGGAGCCGCGGGUCCCUCCAUGCCGCCAUGGCCCCCGCCCGGCCCCGCACCGCCCGGGCCCUGGCCCUGCUGCUGGCGAUCGGCGCCCUCGCAUCUGAGUGGCCCCCCCAAAACGCCAGCGAGGCCGAGGGGCGAGGCUCGCGGUGGGACCCGGUGAGCGGAGACCCCCUGGGGGGGCCCAGCAACAACUCCAGCGCCGGGGGGGCCGCGGCGGGGCCCCAGCUGGAGCCCCCCGGGGUGGGCGCAGCAGCCACCACGGACGCGGCGGCGGUGCCGGAGGGGUGCGCGGGGUGCGCGGGCGAGGGUGACGCCAGCGCCUUGCCCCCCAGGACCGGCCCGGCGGAGGACGGCCAGGCCGCGGUCACCUGGCCCGGGGACGGGGCCGCGGUGGCGCUCGGCAGCCCCGAGGAGGCGGGGAGCGGUGAGAGGCCCACGCAGGCCUCCCUGCGCAGCCCCGCGGGGCUCGGGGGUCUCACGGCCGCCCCGCCGAGCCCCCCCGGCCCGCAGCUCGCCACCGACUCGGCUGAGUCCGACCUGCUGCUGGUGGCCGCGGGCUCGGCCGCGCCGCGGAUCCCGGUGCCCGGUGAGCCCAGCCCCGUGCCGGCAGCCACGGGGGACUCGGGGCGUCCCCCGGAGAUCCGGGAGGCCGCAUCCAGCCCGGCCCCGGCGCAGGGGGCUCGAGGCUGGACGGAUCUGACCUGGCUGCAGGAGCCCGGCACCACCACCCCGCCCCCGGCCGAGCCGCCCGCCGACCGGACGGCCUCGGAGAUCAUCGACGUCGACUACUACGACCUGUUUGAAGGGGGCGAGGGACUGGGGGGCUUCCCCGGGGGUGGCCGGGGGGCGGCAGGCUCGGCACGGCAGCGGGAGCAGGAUGGGGCAGCCACGCCAUGGGCCCUCCAUGAGCUCUAUGACGACUUCACACCCUUCGACGAAGCUGAUUUCUACCCAACCACCUCCUUCUAUGCCGACGGGGAUGAGGAGGAUGAGCUGGAGGAGGAUGAGGAGGAAGAGGAUGAGGAGGAAGACGGGGGGCUGGAGGACGAGAAUGGAUACCGGCCACCCGCUUCAGCUGUACCCGGUGCCCAGCCGGUGCCACGGGACCCCCGACCCAACGGCCACCGCGACAUGGCCCCACCACAGCCCUCCGGUGUCGUGGGGGGUAGCCCCACGGCGUGGCCACGGCCUGGGGAGCGGGGCCAGCCAGAGAACGGCACCGAGUGUCGGAGCGGUUACGUGCGGCACAACAGCUCCUGCCGCUCCGUUUGCGACCUUGUCCCCAGCUACUGCCACAAUGGCGGCCAGUGCUACCUGGUGGAGAGCCACGGGGCCUUCUGCCGGUGCAACACACAGGACUACACGUGGCACAAGGGUAUGCGCUGCGAGGCCAUCGUCACCGAUUUCCAAGUGAUGUGCGUGGCCGUGGGCUCGGCCGCCCUCGUGGUGCUGUUGCUCUUCAUGCUCACCGUCUUCUUUGCCAAGAAGCUCUACCUGCUCAAGACGGAGAACAGCAAACUGCGCAAGACCAAAUACCGCACCCCGUCUGAGCUGCACAACGACAACUUCUCCCUCUCCACCAUCGCCGAGGGCUCCCACCCAAAUAGAGAAGCGAAGGGCUUUGCCGAGCGGGAGCCGGAGGAGGAGCAUAGGUCCCUCUAGCCUUUGUCUUAGCCCACCCACCGCCAGUUCUCCCUGUCUUUCGACUGCCUUUAGCAGCCAUAGCGUCUGCCACUGGCCAUCCUGGCAGGAGGCUCCCGGAGCUGGCUCACUCCCUGCUGCAGAGAGGAUGAACCUUGGGAUGAAUUCAGUGCCACUCCACAACAUCUCACUGGGCUCUGACCCAUCCCUUGUCCACUCCAGGAUGUGGAGGGCUUGGUCCUGCAGUGGCACACACGCCUGGGAUGCAGCACACUGAGGAUGUGGAGGGGACAGCGGGGUCAACACCCUGGGAAAGAGGUUUUUGGGGACAUGAAGUGCAACCCCUCUGCUGGGCAAUAGAGCUUAGUGCUCAUCCCAUGGGAUUUGUCCUGGCACCAAUGGCACAAGCCUCGGACUGACUGAGCACCUCUCAUAGCGUCACUGCAUAGAAGGUGGUGGUUUCCAUCCUCAUAUGACCAUGGCUGCAUGACACUGGCCCUUGGGUAUCUCCAUCCGUCCGCCACUUGCAGGGCAACACUGGGAGCACCAUAACCACUACAAUGCCAGUAGGUGCCUCACCACCAUGGCUCAUCCUGUCCUCACAGCCCACCAUGCCAUAGCUCAUCCCACCCCACCAGCACCAACGGUGACGCCAGGACUGUCCAGGAACAGACAUUAUCAAACACCACUGGAGUUUGGCCCCAGCACCAGCAGUGUGGCUCUCCCCAUGGAUGUAGGACAAGCUCUGGGCACAGCCCAGCCGUGGGGGAAGAUGCUUCCAGCAGCUGUGUGGGGACAUCGGGAAGAGGUGUCCAUUGGGAAGAGGUGGAUCUGGCCUGUGGCAUGGUGGGGACAGCUGUACAUUAACUGCAAUAAAUCCAACCCCUUGGGCCUCCUGCCAAGC